AUGUACGAAUUUCCUAAAUUUCUCUAUCUCGGCGCCGUCCGAUGCCGGGAACUGUACAUUCUUCGUAUCGCUACUACGUACAACAGCUGCAAAUUUCGAGUGUUUCUAAAACCGCCGCCGCCACCACCAUCACCACCACCACCGCCGCCGUCGGUGCCGCUGCCGCCCGUUGCCAUCGACCUCAGCUCGAGCCCGGGUCCGGUUCAUUUCGAGACCACCGCCGUGCCGCCGUGUACCUUUGCGGUGCCUCGACCAAUAUCCAUGAGUUCGCAUAGUUCGUCCAAUUGGAAGCCGCACACGGACAAGCCAUACAGAUGCUCUAAGUGCGGCAAAGGCCUGUCCCAUAUGUUCACCCUGAAUCGCCAUCGUAGGACCGUCUGCGGCAAGGUGCGCAACAGCAACGGCAAGUGGAAGUGCGAGCACUGCACCAGAACGUACAAGACCGAGGGCAACCUUGCGCGUCACAUUAGAUACGAAUGCGACGUGCCGCGGCAGUUCCAUUGCAUCUUCUGCAACCGCGCCUUCACCCAACGUUGCAGCCUGAGCAGGCACCUGAAAAAGUUUCACAAUCAAAGCGCCGACGGCGUGAUGAUGCAGAGGGACCAGGCUUUCGAGCAGUCAGGCAACGUCGAUUCCGACUCUGCUUAUUGCUCGUCGGAAUCGGUCUGCUUAUCCAUCUAAAUUCGAUCGCGACACGGCAAUUUGCGCGCAGUAAUUUGCUGCAGCACACACAGCAGAGAUGCUUUUUUUUGCUCUCCGUGUGAUAAGCAAUGAGCGCGUGCGCAACAAACAACGCGUUGAUCUUUACCGAUUUGUGGAACCUGGCUGAAGUGUAUGAGCAAACGCGACCAUCAUGAGAACGCGAUGUGUUCCUUCUUCGGAAUGGCUUUAUGGAAGUACCGAGACGGUACUAGCAACGGUACUUGUUGCUGGUGUUGUUGUUCGACGAAGAUGUCGAUUUUACAAUCGCACCGUCGCACAAUGGAAAACUUCUAAAAUUCGAAAUAAAGAGAAUUAAAUAUAUCUUCUAGAGCGCGAGCGUAGCGUAACAGACUGGUUUGUUAUACUAAAGUUCCCGGGUGCGUUUCUCGGCAGAACCAAAAUAUUUUCAUAUGCUCGUGUCUCCUUUCCGAUGGGCUUGGCGAUCCAUCGAAAGUAUCUCUGCCAAAAAUCUCACGCAAAUUGCCGUUCGGAGCGGCGUUAAAACUGUGUAGGUCCCAUAUAGUUGCGUAUAAUCUGCGUACGCAUUACAAUGAUAUGCGUGUGAGAACCGGACAAUGUCGAAAGAU
This is a messenger RNA of Dinoponera quadriceps, 1289 nucleotides long. Its product is annotated as zinc finger protein 787-like. Bases 1 to 681 code for a protein of 226 amino acids. Gene Ontology annotation, biological process: regulation of transcription by RNA polymerase II. Lineage: Eukaryota; Metazoa; Arthropoda; Insecta; Hymenoptera; Formicidae. The transcript has 2 exons. Gene Ontology annotation, molecular function: DNA-binding transcription factor activity, RNA polymerase II-specific; RNA polymerase II cis-regulatory region sequence-specific DNA binding. The record is from RefSeq and is a predicted model, not a curated record. Gene Ontology annotation, cellular component: nucleus.